AUGGCAACCACCGAGUCCUCCCCGUUAUUACCGCAACAUCAGCGCCCUGGUGCCAAUUCUACGACUACGUCACCACGCCCAGACCGUCGGACCGUGACUUUCAAUCCCCUCACCACCAUCAGUACAUACAAUGGCACGAGUCAAUCCAAUUCUAUCGUGCAGCCGCUACAUACGAGCUCGCCGCCUAUUCGUCAUUCGUCCUUGGGGCCUGUCGGACAGCCUAUGUUGUCGGCACUGAACAGUAAAUUGCGAAGACGUAAUAGUGCAGGUUCGCCUGUGACGGCGGUUGCAGGGACGAUAGUCGCGCCGAAGAUAGGUCCUCAGAGGACAUCGAAGAAUACUCAGAAGCUCAAGCUUUUACCGGACCCUGUUACCGGUGAUGACGAGGAAGUUGUCGACGAUGGAUUCCCUCGGGAUGUAUAUACACAGAUUAGCCGGAUCAAGGAACCUACGGCGCGAAGGGCCGCCGCAAGGCUGGGCAAAGCAGAUCGCGAUCGAUUACCUCGAGUUACGGCAUAUUGCACCGCAAACUCGUAUCGUUUAGAAGGGGUUAUGCGGUUUCUCAAAUCUAGGGACAAGACUCGCGGCGCCAAUCCUAAGCUGUUCGAUGAAUGUGUGUAUUCGCCGUUCGAUUAUCAAUAUGAAAAGAAGCAAGCAGAACACCAAGCCCAGACGAGAAACGGACAUCACCCAGAAGGAUCCAGUCAACCGCAACAGCAACAAUAUCGACUACCCGCAGAGCGCAGAUAUUCAGAUAGCGCGGUGGAGGUCGAAGAACAUGGCAAGAGCAUACGAGAAGACCUGAUUGAUUUCCGCGAGGAAGAAACAAAUCGCUCGCAAUCGACCACCGGUGUUGAUAAAUCAUCUGCAGUACAAGACGAAGAAGGCUUAGACCUCGACACGACUGUACAUACGCCAGAAGUAUUCCUCUUCGACUACGGCACCGUGGUAAUCUGGGGCAUGACGCCCGCCGAAGAAACCAGAUUUUUAGCAGAUGUCGCCAAAUUCGCAACUGCCAUCCUCAGUACAGAAGACAGACAAGUCGAAAACUUCAAUUUCUACUAUGCACGCGACUACCAAGCCCGAAUAUACAACGACUUCAUCUCCCUACGAGAGCCGCGCAACCAAAUGAUCAAACUCGCCAUUUCACACGCUUUGUCACAGUCUGUAAAAACGUCAUUAUUCGAAGACCUCGUCUCCGAAACUAUCGCUGCUACAGCCCCAUUUCCCGCGCAAAUCGCGAAAACGGGGAGUGUGAACAUGACGCGGAAACAAAUCAAUAUGCAGAUCGGGGAGCUGUUUAUCCUACGGAUUAAUAUCCAUUUACAAGGUUCCGUGCUGGAUAGUCCAGAGUUGAUGUGGGCAGAACCACAGCUGGAGCCUGUAUAUCAAGCUGUGCGUACUUACCUUGAGAUGGAUCAGAGGGUGGGUUUGCUCACGGAACGAUUGGACGUUAUUGCGGAUUUGUUGGCGGUGUUGAAGGAUCAAUUGAGUCAUAGGCAUGGUGAAUAUUUGGAAUGGAUUGUUAUUGUCCUGAUCGCCGCCGAAAUCCUGGUUGCCGCUAUCAACAUCAUAGUUGAUCUGUAUGCCGGCGUGGAGUAA
Molecule: messenger RNA, 1602 nt
Organism: Talaromyces marneffei
Lineage: Eukaryota; Fungi; Ascomycota; Eurotiomycetes; Eurotiales; Trichocomaceae
Exons: 2
Coding region: 1-1602 (533 amino acids)
Source: RefSeq, a predicted model, not a curated record